AUGCCUGAGAUCUCCCCCCUGGUUCUUUCUUACUCUCACCUGAAAGACCUCCCACGCGCCAAAGAUGCGCUGCAUACCCUGAAAAAGAUUGCCUCACUGGUGAAGCCUCUCAUGAGGGCUCGGGGCUGGAAGGUCAAUCAGCUGGCGGAAUUCUAUCCCAGCCAGCAAAACCUGCUUGGCUUGAACGAGAACCGUGGCCAAAAGAUCUGCCUCCGACUCCGCUAUCCCGGUGACCAAAACCAGUUCCUACCAAUCGAGCAUGUGGUUGACACCAUGCUACACGAACUAUCACACAACGUCCACGGCCCCCACAACGCUGAAUUCCACGCCUUGUGGGACCAACUCCGUGACGAGCAUGAGGCGCUGACCAUGAAAGGAUAUACUGGCGAAGGCUUCUUGUCAGACGGUCGUGUCCUCGGAGGUAGAGGCUUGGUGCCCAUGCAUGAGGCUCGCCGCCUCGCACGGCAAGCUGCAGAGAAGCGCCGCACUCUAGCAACCGGAUCUAGUCAACGCCUAGGUGGCCAGGCGCCUCGACCAGGACAGGACAUUCGAAGAAUCAUCGCCAAUGCUGCGGAAAGACGCAAUCGCACCAUGCGAGGCUGUGCUAAUGUCACACACAACGCAGAAGAGAUCAAAGUCAUCGCAGACACAGCAACGCGGAACGGAUUCAGUACCCAGGCGGAGGAAGACGCGGCAAACGAGGCCGCCAUCGCGCAAGCAUUAUGGGAACUUGUACAAGAAGAUGACAAAGCCCGAAAGGGCGACUUGUAUCAGCCAGUGACUAUAGCCAAUCCUGCUGGAAGCCAAGCUAACACUGACUUGCGCGGCGACGCGCUUCUGGGCACCAAUGCAAAAUUGAGAGCAGCGGCGCCUAAGCGACCCACCAGUAGAUCGAUGCAAUCUCUUCAAGGCCAGACCAAAAUAGGUGACCAAAUGGCCGAGACAAUCGAGGACGAUAGCUAUUUGGCCGAUGGCGAUUCCACGCCUUCAUCUUGGGCCUGUCAAGUAUGCACUCUGCAAAACCCGCUAGACUUCCUGUGCUGCGACGCAUGCGGCAGCGAGAGGGCACCGAGAGUCACUGAGGCGGCGACGUACCAAAGACCAGCAAAGCGGCAGCAGCCUGCCAUCGUUGAUCUGACAAAGUCAGACCCUACCGCAAGCAGCCACAAGACCACAUCGUCGGCGGGUAUAUCGAAACCAAAUGCGUCCGGCAUGUCCCAAAAUAGCAACCCGAUGGUGGGGUCUAAGACAAGCACAAAAACCUGGACUUGCUCGUUUUGCGGUCGCGUGCGAGAAUGGACUUAUUGGAGCUGCGAUCUAUGUGGGAAAAUCAAGGAGAGCUCAUAA
Molecule: messenger RNA, 1347 nt
Organism: Pestalotiopsis fici W106-1
Lineage: Eukaryota; Fungi; Ascomycota; Sordariomycetes; Amphisphaeriales; Sporocadaceae
Exons: 2
Coding region: 1-1347 (448 amino acids)
Source: RefSeq, a predicted model, not a curated record